Messenger RNA from Columba livia (rock pigeon), 2503 nucleotides. It is a transcript of the gene TERF2IP, whose product is annotated as TERF2 interacting protein. NCBI's taxonomy places the organism in Eukaryota, Metazoa, Chordata, Aves, Columbiformes, Columbidae. The coding region runs from base 1 to 1140 and encodes 379 amino acids. Gene Ontology annotation, biological process: telomere maintenance via telomere lengthening; regulation of DNA-templated transcription. Gene Ontology annotation, molecular function: telomeric repeat DNA binding. The record is from RefSeq and is a predicted model, not a curated record. The transcript has 2 exons. Gene Ontology annotation, cellular component: shelterin complex.
AUGGCGGGACAGGGGGACGCGGCGAUGGCGCGGUCGCGGUCGCUGUUCCUGUGGGACGACGGGAGCCCGAUGCGGUUCUACGUGCGGCCCGGGCUGGCCAAGCUGCGCCUGGCGCCGCUGGUGCUGGCGGGCGGCGGGCGGCUGUGCCGCGUGCAGGAGCCGGGAGCCGUGCUCCUGGCGCAGCCCGGCGAGGCGGCGCCCGGCGGGGCCGUCUCCACCGAGUACGUGACGGAGUGCGUAGAGCGCAACCAGCGGCUGCCGCUGGAGCCCUUCCGGCUGCCCGCCGCGCCGCCCGCCUCGGCCGCCGGCUCCCCGCGGGGCCGCCUCGUCUUCACGGAGGCGGAGGACGCGGCGCUGCUGCGCGCGGUGCGGGGGCGGGGCGCGGCCAGGGCCGGCGGCCGGGCGCUGUGGCAGGAGCUGGAGCGGGCCGCGCUGACGCGGCACAGCUGGCAGGCCAUGCGGGACCGCUACCUGCGGCGUCUGCGGCCGCUGCUGCGGGGUGAGCCGAGGGCGGCGCGGCUGAGGGGCGGCAGGGCUGCGGGGAGGGCGCCGGGGCCGGCGCCGGGCGCGGGGCCGGGCGCCGGGGCGGUCCGCAGCCGAUGCCCGCCUGUUCCCGCAGAGCCGCCGCAGCCGGAGGAGCCCGCGCAGAGCACGGUGCUGUUCGAGGCGCUGAACCGGGAGUUCGAGAGCAUGGAGUCGGGAAGCGACGCUUCAUACAUUUCAGAAGAACUUUCUACGCAAGAUGGAGAUGAAAAGUCCCCAGGAGAAGCAGCCUCUGUUUUGAAAACUGGACAAGAGGACUCUGCUCUCCCUGACACUCAGUUACAAAGGGAAGAAAGACCAACAAGCACUUGCUCUUCUUCUGAUGUGGUGGAAGAAGUAGUGAAAACAAUGCAGCACUUCAUGGAAAAGUUCAGCAUGGACCUGUCCACUGUUACACAGGCCUUUCUGAAAAAUACUGGUGAAGUGGAAACUACGUCAUAUUUUCUGCAGACAGGGCAGCGCUUGGAUGGGUACCCUAUAUGGAACAGAGAGGAUGAUUUGGGAUUGCAAAAAGAUGAUGAAUGUGUCAGAAGUAAAUUGAUAGCAAAAUUUGGAGCUGAAAAUGUAGCAAAGCGGGUAGCAUUUAGGAAAAGUUAGCAAAGCAGAGGGUAAUGAUUGAUCUAGGACUGUGGCAAGAAUUUUAAAUAAAGUCAUUUCAGAAAUGCAAAUGUGAUAGAAAACGAUGCAACAAUCUCAAGUUUCAGAAAUGCUUUAAAAUAUUUUUUCUAUGAAAGGCCUGUAUUUGAUAUUUUUUUGUAAUAUUGAGUACACUAAACAUUUACAAGUAGAAAAUGUUGAAGAGAAGGGUUCUAUACAAUACUAAGUUUGCACUGAAGAUUUGCUUUAAAGUGCAAAGUGUAUAUCUACAAUAUAAACCAGCGGACAGUCCUACCUGUAUGUUGCUGCGUGCAAAGGAUUUUGAAUAGGGUUGGCACCAAAAUCCAACUGAAUCAUAUUAAAUGCUGUAACUUGUAAUGCAUUAUUAGUGCACAGUAGCAGCCUGCUCUCUGUCAUACAUCAUACUUCAAACUGUUGAGGAUGAUCAUUUAAUAAGGUGGUCCGCCAGGUGUCAUUACCUUUUUUGUGGUUGUUAAUAAACCUUGAAUAGCAGCAGACAUUCCGAGGGGAUAACAGUGAGAAUGUAACAGUCGUGCCAGAAGAUGAAGCACUUAGACAUCUCAGCAUUUAUUUAUGAGACCAAGAGUGGCCAUGUCUACUGGGAGUGGCCAAAAAGGGUCACUGUGACAUUGUAAUACUCGAUCUCAUGUCACAAAGAUCUGUAAGUUAAAAGCUCAGGCCUGUAGAGUCAUCUCACCCACCACAUGUUCUCCUGUGCUAAUACUGCGGGGUUUGUUUAGGGUUGCUUCCCAUCUUGCUUCCCGAUUUCAAAAACAGUAUCUGCCCCAGCUCGCAUGUCUACAGAGGGAAGAGUCCCAGCCUCAGUCCACACAAAUGACACUUGCACCAGACCAUAUAGUCUGGCUGGGAAAAGCAGACUGGCUUUGAGGGCUACAUGCAGUAGUUCAAGUAGGAGAUAAAAGAAAGAGUGCUCAGAGCUUAUUUAGGUAUCUGCCACCCAAGUCAUGUCUGAGAGAACACCAUUGCUAGUGUGCAGUCACAAUCUGAAAAACUCCAUCUUUCAGGCUGAAAUCAGUAGUCAUUGUCACUGUCUUUAAUAUUAUUUGAAGUCAGUCCUGUAAAUCUAGAAUUCAUUAUUUCAAUGAAAGUUUGAAUUUUUUUAUUAAUUAUAUUUUGGGAUUUUUGCUUAUUGCUCUGUGGCAUUAAAAAAAAAAAAGGUGACAUAGGAAAUUGCCGAUGUUAAGCCAAGUUUAAAUUCUAUUGAAAGUCAAUGAUAACUUGAUAUAGUGAGACUGCUACUUUAGAAAAGUGCUGUCCUGAAACACCAGCUGAUUAUCUGGGGAGUUAACUGAUGUAACCAAAUAAAUGCCAAAACUCUCAA